Messenger RNA from Pan troglodytes (chimpanzee), 3651 nucleotides. It is a transcript of the gene SERTAD3, whose product is annotated as SERTA domain containing 3. The record is from RefSeq and is a predicted model, not a curated record. Gene Ontology annotation, biological process: positive regulation of DNA-templated transcription. Gene Ontology annotation, cellular component: nucleus. The coding region runs from base 2424 to 3014 and encodes 196 amino acids. The transcript is spliced from 2 exons. Lineage: Eukaryota; Metazoa; Chordata; Mammalia; Primates; Hominidae.
GGAGCCCCGGGGGCGCGGCCUCCUCCGGUUGCUCGGCCCCGCCCGCCUGCACAGCGACUUGGGGAGGGGCAUGCCAGCCCCUCUGGCUCCACGGUUGAGUCCAGGCCUACCAUAAAGGAACCGCAGGGAGCAAUGGUGACGAUCUUGGAGCGAGGACUGUAGCUGAGUGGAAGGAAGUGGUUCUGUUGGACCGGCCGCCCUCCACCCCGGAGGCGCUGCCCCGCCCCCUGCCAGUUGCACUUCUUUAAAUGGCCCGGGGCACUAGGGAGGGGUGGGCGGAUCCGGCGUCUCGGGGCACGGGCGGAUGGCUCCGCCCAGCCAAUCGACGCCCCGCGGCGGGCGGGACUCCAGCCAAUCGCGGCUCGCGGCUCGGCUCCGGGGCGGGGCUGGUGGGCCAGAGGCCAGACGGAGAGGCCCCGCCGAGGUGAGCGAGGCUCCAGCCGAUCACUGGUGGGUCCUGGCACUGGCGGGUCGCGACGCUGUGGGCGUUCCAGGAGGUGGUCGUGGCGAACCUGGCAGCUGCGGUGAGGAGUGGUCGCCUGGCUUGGGAAUUUACCUUAGGCUAGGGGAGAGAGAAGCGCGCCCCGGGGACUUGCGGAGGCGGGGUCUGGGUGGGACCGGGGGAGGGGGCCUCAGAUUCAGGGUGAUGAUAGGGAGGGUCUGGGGACCUGAGAGUGAGUUCGAGACCCAGGAGGGGAGGCGAGGUUGUUGGGGCAGUAUUUUCAAGUGGAGGGAGUUUGAAGCUGGGACGUUGGGCUUUUGGAGAAGCGAGAGAACAGAGGGGAGGAACUUUUGAGACAGGGAACCUGGAGAUUCGAUUCCACUUGGGUCUUCCGGACGGGUUGAAUUCGGGGCUUUAUCGUGUUCUGGAAAAGGUGUGAGAGGUACGGAGCUGAGAUUCUGAGUAUUUGGAGAAGCGAGAGAACUAGGGUCAAGGAUUCUUGGGACUCCAAGACGCACUGGCGGGGGAAGGGGGUUGCCGGGAAGAGUUCAAUGUUCGGGUCUUGGAGCCGGACAGCGAGUUUGGAGGUGAAGUCCAGGGGCGUUUGAAAGUCAGGAGACUAGGAGAAGUGGGAGGAAGUAUCAGAAUUAGGAUACGUAGUCUCCCGAACUAGAUCGGAGCAUUGUCGUCUUUGAGCGAUGUGUUCGGAUCUGGGUCUCUGGAUCCAAGGGCAGUUUGGAAGGAGAAUCGCGGACUUUCAAGGAACGGAGGGACCGGGAGAAAGCAAAUUUAGAGCCGGACUCUGGGGUGGGGGAGGGGUGUUCCGGGCCUGGAGCUCAGACUCGCGGCCCCGGAGGCAAUGGAGGGCGGGGCUCGGCGGGCGCCGGCAGCUGGACGUCCGGGUUCCCUUCCCCCACCCGCCUGUGCCCCUGUGCGCAUGCCCUGAGGGAGAGCGGGGUGAGGGGGGUGGCUCGUCCCCUGGACGGGCGGAGCCCUCUGGGGAUUGUAGUGCGUGCUCCACGUCAAUUCGUGUACCUGGCGGCUGUUGGCCCCCGUUUCCCAGAAGCCCCUGGGCCAAAUUGGGGCGUUCCUGGAUGCUCUGUAAGGACCCAUGGGGGGGCGGGGCCUUACAGUGUCGCGGUCUGAUUGAGUGGGACCCCCGAGGGGGCGGGGCUUGGUUUGAGCUGAGUUCUAGCCAAGUUUUCCUAUGGGGCGCGCUUUGGGGGAAUCUGAAAGCGCGGGCAAAGGGAAUGAGACAGGCCCCUUUCCUACUCUUGGGAGCGCUCCCAGUCGGUUAAGGAAGAGGACAUAGAAAUAUCCCGACUGUUGAAGAAGAAUCUCAACAUAGGUUCCCCAACAGGGCUCCAGGAGAUUUCGAAUAUAGUAGGCACUCAGUAAAUCUGUUGAGCGAAUAACUGGCAAUUAACUCUUGAUCGAGGCCGGGUGUGGUGGUAAUCCCAGCUACUCAGGAAGCUGAGGCGGGAGGAUCGCUUGAGCCCAGGACUUCGAGACUGCAGUGAGCUGUGAUAGCGCUGCUGCACUCAGCCCUGGGCGACAGAGCGAGACCCUGUCUCUAACAAAAAACAAACACAACUCUUGUUCAUUAAGCACUUCCUGUGUGGUGGGCCCUAUAGAUACGUGGCAUCUCCUUGACAGAGGUGGUGAGAAGUAUUUUUUUACAGUCCCCAUUUUACAGAUGAGGAAACUGAGGCCCUGAGAAUUGACUCAUUCAGAUCACUUCCCAUGAUCACGCAGCUGAGCAGUUUCCAAUACAGAAUUCAGAUUUGGGGUUCCCUACUUCCAAUCCAGGUCUCUGUGCUCCACACUUGUCUUUCGUGCUCCAUGUUUGAAGAAAUUAAUAUUGUGGAAGAACAGUUUUAAGGCUUAGAGGAACUUGAGUUAGGAUCCGUACUUGGCAGAUGAGGAAAUUGAUUCUCAUGGAUGUAAAUUCACUGUUUGAGGCCACAACAGGCAAGGCAUCAUGGUGGGAGGCUUGAAGAGGAAACACUCUGAUUUGGAAGAGGAGGAGGAGAGGUGGGAGUGGAGUCCAGCAGGCCUUCAGAGCUACCAGCAAGCCCUGCUCCGCAUCUCCCUAGACAAAGUCCAGCGCAGCCUGGGCCCCCGAGCACCCAGCCUCCGCAGGCAUGUCCUCAUCCAUAACACCCUCCAACAGCUGCAGGCUGCACUUCGCCUGGCUCCCGCCCCUGCCCUGCCCCCCGAGCCCCUCUUCCUGGGCGAGGAGGAUUUCUCCCUGUCAGCCACCAUUGGCUCUAUCCUCAGGGAGCUGGACACCUCCAUGGAUGGGACUGAGCCCCCUCAGAAUCCAGUGACUCCCCUUGGCCUCCAGAAUGAAGUGCCACCCCAGCCUGAUCCAGUCUUCUUAGAAGCUCUGAGCUCCCGGUACUUGGGGGACUCUGGCCUGGAUGACUUCUUUCUGGACAUUGACACAUCUGCGGUAGAAAAGGAGCCUGCACGGGCCCCACCAGAGCCUCCUCACAACCUCUUCUGUGCCCCAGGUUCCUGGGAGUGGAAUGAACUGGAUCACAUCAUGGAAAUCAUUCUGGGGUCCUAAAACUGUGAUAGAGGGGAUCCUUCCUCAUGUCAUCUUCGGUGGCCUGGAUCCCUGAAUGCAACUCUGGGUGUGUGUUUUUGUGGGGGCUCGAAGCAGUGACUAUGGCCUCCUUUGUUCCCAUUUCAGGGUUCCACAAACUGUCUUGCAUGUGUGUGUGUGUCUGGUUACCCCAACCUUCUGUGAAGGUGGGUCUUCCUGAAUUAAUUUAUCUAUUCCAAAUGCCUUAACGAGACUCUUUCUGGGAGUCUGAUUUUCCACUUACACAUUUCUUCCACCUUUCUUGCUAGUUCCCACUCCCCUGUGACCACUGGGGCCUCAGGGAAGAUAAAGCUGGGCCUGUCGAAGGAUGACAGGGAUGUGCUGCCAGGUUGCUAUAGAAACCCAGGCUCUGCCUCUUGCACCUUGAGGGGGUGGGAGGGGCUGGUCUCCUCCCUCCAGGCUGAACCCCACUUCCUCGGCAGGACCCCAGUCUCAGCAGCCUCCUGAUUUCAUAACCAGGCCGGACCACGUGCAAUAGGGUGGAAACCAAACUGCUCCAUGCCGCGUUAUUUAAAAGAAAGGCAGAGUUUGUGGUGGCUUUUUUUUUUUUUUUUUGGAUUGUUUGUAAUUUUUUUUAAUAAAAGUAUUUUGGAAGGAG